Messenger RNA from Trichosurus vulpecula (common brushtail), 10116 nucleotides. It is a transcript of the gene LRBA, whose product is annotated as LPS responsive beige-like anchor protein. The transcript is spliced from 56 exons. Gene Ontology annotation, biological process: intracellular protein localization. Lineage: Eukaryota; Metazoa; Chordata; Mammalia; Diprotodontia; Phalangeridae. Gene Ontology annotation, cellular component: cytosol; membrane. The coding region runs from base 220 to 8718 and encodes 2832 amino acids. Gene Ontology annotation, molecular function: protein kinase binding. The record is from RefSeq and is a predicted model, not a curated record.
GGGAGAGCUCUCCCCUACCGAUAACGUCCGGGAAGAAGAGGGCCACGCCGAGGACGUUUCCCCGCCGCGGACCCUGGCCGUCGGGCCGCGGGACAAGUUUGGGCUGCGGGAAGAGGCCCUGUUUCUUGCACUUCGUGCGCGCUCGUGCGUGUGCCUCUCUCUGCGUGCACUCUUGUGCCAGGGUGGCUUAGUAAGUUUGACUAUAGAAAGAGGCUAGCAAUGGCUAGUGAAGACAAGCAGGCCCCGUCCCCGCCGCCAACAGGUGAUGAAGGAGGAGGUGGAGGGAUAGGACGAGAAGCCACCAUGGACGGUGGUGCGUUGUCACUGAAACCAGGAAUCCCCAUCAGGGGCAUCAGAAUGAAGUUUGCAGUGCUCACUGGCUUGGUGGAAGUUGGAGAAGUAACCAAUAGGGAUAUUGUAGAAACUGUAUUUAACUUGCUGGUUGGUGGACAGUUUGAUUUGGAAAUGAACUUUAUCAUCCAAGAAGGGGAAAGUAUUAUUUGCAUGGUGAAUCUUUUGGACAAAUGUGACGUUACUUGCCAAGCAGAAAUAUGGAGCAUGUUUACUGCCAUUCUGAAGAAGAGUAUAAGAAAUCUUCAGGCAUGCACUGAAGUAGGUCUUGUUGAACAAGUGCUCAGGAGAAUUGACAAAGUUGACAACAUGAUUGCAGAUCUUUUAGUUGAUAUGUUGGGAGUGCUGGCUACAUAUAAUUUGACCGUACGAGAGCUAAAGCUGUUCUUCAGUAAACUUCAAGGAGAAAAAGGCCAAUGGCCUCCUCAUGCUGGGAAGUUGCUGUCUGUGUUAAAACACAUGCCUCAGAAAUAUGGUCCUGAUGCCUUUUUCAACUUUCCAGGGAAAAGUGCUGCAGCUAUUGCAUUACCUCCUAUAGCCAAAUGGCCAUACCAGAAUGGAUUUACCUUUCAUACCUGGCUAAGAAUGGAUCCUGUAAAUAACAUCAAUGUGGAUAAGGAUAAACCUUAUUUGUAUUGUUUCAGAACAAACAAAGGACUUGGCUAUUCUGCUCACUUUGUUGGAGGUUGUUUGAUUAUAACUGCAAUAAAAUCCAAAGGAAAAGGGUUCCAGCACUGUGUAAAAUUUGAUUUCAAGCCACAGAAGUGGUAUAUGGUAACAAUAGUGCACAUUUAUAACCGCUGGAAGAAUAGUGAGCUUCGGUGUUAUGUGAAUGGAGAACUGGCUUCAUAUGGAGAGAUAACAUGGUUCGUCAAUACUAGUGAUACAUUUGACAAGUGCUUCUUAGGGUCUUCGGAAACAGCAGAUGCCAAUAGAGUGUUUUGUGGGCAAAUGACUGCUGUUUACCUUUUCAGUGAAGCUCUCAAUGCUGCUCAGAUUUUUGCUGUUUAUCAACUAGGUUUGGGAUACAAGGGUACUUUUAAAUUCAAAGCGGAAAGUGACCUCUUCCUUGCUGAGCAUCACAAACUCUUACUUUAUGAUGGCAAACUUUCCAGUGCUAUUGCAUUCACAUACAAUCCGAGGGCUACUGACGCCCAGCUAUGUCUUGAAUCAUCACCCAAGGAUAACCCUUCUAUAUUUGUUCAUUCACCUCAUGCUCUUAUGCUGCAGGAUGUGAAGGCAGUUUUGACACAUUCUAUACAAAGUGCUAUGCAUUCGAUUGGAGGAGUGCAGGUGCUUUUUCCUCUCUUUGCCCAGCUGGACUACAGACAGUAUUCAUCUGACCGGGUUGACACAUCUGUUUGCUCUACCCUAUUGGCUUUUAUCAUGGAGCUUCUGAAAAACUCCAUUGCUAUGCAAGAACAGAUGCUUUCCUCUAAGGGCUUCCUGGUCAUAGGAUACAGCCUUGAAAAGUCUUCCAAAUGCCAUGUCAGCAGAGCUGUACUUGAACUUUGUUUGGCAUUUUCAAAAUACCUGAGUAGUCUGCAUAAUGGAGUGCCACUUCUGAAACAAUUGUGUGAUUACAUCCUUCUCAAUCCUGCAAUAUGGAUUCAUGCCCCAGCUAAGGUUCAGUUGACACUGUACACUUAUUUGUCCACGGAAUUCAUUAGCACAGUCAACAUAUACAAUGCAAUUCGGAGAGUUGGAACAGUGCUUCUCAUAAUGCAUACACUGAAAUACUAUUACUGGACCGUGAAUCCUCAGGAUCGCAGUGGCAUUACUCCAAAAGGCCUAGAUGGACCUCGACCUAAUCAGAAGGAAAUUCUUUCCCUUCGGGCAUUAUUAUUGAUGUUUAUUAAGCAAUUAGUGAUGAAGGAUUCUGGAGUAAAAGAAGAUGAACUACAGGCCAUUCUCAAUUAUCUACUUACUAUGCAUGAGGAUGACAAUCUAAUGGAUGUACUACAGCUGUUGGUUGCACUGAUGUCAGAACAUCCUAGCUCUAUGAUCCCUGCUUUUGACCAGAGGAAUGGAUUACGAGUGAUCUACAAACUUUUGGCAUCCACAAGUGAAGGGAUCAGAGUACAGGCUCUCAAAGCAUUGGGUUACCUUUUGAAACAUCUGCCCCCAAAAAGAAAAGCUGAAGUCAUGCUUGGACAUGGAUUGUUUUCAUUGCUGGCUGAAAGACUGAUGCUUCAAACAAGUGUUAUCACCAUGACCACAUACAAUGUUCUUUUUGAGAUUUUGAUAGAACAGAUUUGCACUCAGGUAAUACACAAACAGCAUCCAGAUCCGGAUUCAUCAGUGAAGAUACAAAACCCUCAGGUACUAAAAGUAAUUGCGACUCUGCUGCGAAAUUCUCCCCAGUGUCCAGAGAGCAUGGAGGUUCGAAGAGCCUUUCUUUCUGACAUGAUUAAACUUUUUAAUAACAGCAGAGAAAACCGAAGGAGCUUGCUGCAGUGCUCUGUGUGGCAAGAAUGGAUGCUUUCACUUUGCUAUUUUAAUCCCAAGAAUUCAGAGGAGCAGAAGAUAACAGAGAUGGUAUAUGCUAUUUUCAGAAUUCUGCUUUACCAUGCAGUCAAAUAUGAGUGGGGUGGCUGGCGUGUAUGGGUGGACACCCUGUCAAUCACACAUUCAAAGGUAACUUUGGAAAUGCAUAAAGAAAGCCUAGCUAAUGUAUUCAGGGAAUACCAAGGGAAAGUUGGUGAAGAAAUAGGACUGGGCCCCUCAAGUCCAGUCCAAUCAGUCUCUGGUGUUAGCAGGGAUGCUGAAAUUUUAGAAGAUGCUCCACAAUUAGAAGUAAAGGAAGAUACUUCUAUUUGUAUUGGCAGUAAUGAUGAUGGGGAGCCAGUCAAAGACAUUGUAGAAUCUAAUGCAGAACCACAAAAUCACAUAUUAUCUGAUGGAGAAAGAAAAGAUGGGGAAGAAGAACACAGGGCACUAGAUAAAGUAGAUUUGGAGGGAACAUUGACUGAGGAAGCAGAAUGUAAAAACAAUUUAGAAGUAGCUCCUGGGGUAGAAGAAGCCAUGAGUGUCUCUUCUGAUUCUACGAAAAUGAGUGAGAAAGAUACUAUAGGUGGAGUCUUAAGUAUACAUUCAGGAGAAGAUACUUCAGACCUUCCUGAAAUUUUGGAUAAGCCUACAGUGGAAGAUGAUGAAGAGGAUUAUGUUGAACUUAAAGUAGAAAGUAGUUCACCUGUUGAACAGCAAGAAGAAGACAAUACACCUCUUAAACUGUCAGAGGCAAGCAUGUUACCUGUUGAACUUCAGCAAAAUGAGUUAUCUUCAGUUGUAUCUGAAGCCAGUGAACAAUCUGAUUCUGAGGUAUUAGUUGAGGCAUUGCCAGAUUCAGAUGCCACAAUGGAAGUGACUUCUUCCAAAGUCAUAGCCCAAGCAGAAAUGAACCAGACAUUAGAGGAAGUAAAGAAAAUGACUGACCAUGAUGGUGGAACUAGAAUAGCUCUCGAUGGACAUAUCAACAACUUAGAAACUGGUAUUGCUUCGGAGAAAAGGAUUGCCAAGUUGGAUGUUUCCAAUGUAGCUACAGAUACUGAGAGGCUGGAAUUAAAGGCCAGUACAAGCACAGAAACUUCUCAGUCUCCUCGGCCCAGUUCUGAGAUAUCAAGAGAACAGGAACAAGUAGGACAAGAAAUACCACCAACUGUAGCCAGUGGACAAAGAAGAGAUUCCAGAUCUACUAUGUUUCGUAUUCCUGAGUUCAGAUGGUCCCAAAUGCACCAGCGUUUGCUCACAGACUUGUUGUUUUCCAUAGAAACAGAUAUACAGAUGUGGAGAAGCCAUUCAACAAAGACGGUUAUGGACUUUGUGAAUAGCAGUGAUAAUGUCAUCUUUGUACAUAACACAAUUCAUCUCAUUUCUCAAGUAAUGGACAAUAUGGUCAUGUCUUGUGGAGGUAUAUUGCCAUUGCUUUCAGCUGCUACAUCUGCAACACAUGAGUUGGAGAAUAUUGAACCAACUCAGGGUCUUACAAUAGAGACUUCUGUGACAUUUUUGCAGAGGUUAAUCAGCCUUGUAGAUGUGUUAAUUUUUGCAAGUUCUCUUGGCUUUACGGAAAUUGAAGCUGAAAAAAAUAUGUCUUCUGGAGGAAUUUUGCGGCAGUGCCUUAGACUAGUUUGUGCAGUGGCAGUAAGAAACUGUUUAGAGUGUCAGCAGUAUUCACAACUGAAACCUAGUAGAGAUCCAUCAAAAGGACAUAGAACAGCUCACAGUUUGAUAACCACUGGAAAGUCUGCAGCAAAGAGUCCAGUGGAUAUUGUAGCUGGUGGCAUAUCUCCAGUGAGAGAUCUUGACAGACUUCUGCAAGACAUGGAUAUUAACCGGCUUAGGGCAGUUGUCUUCAGAGAUAUAGAGGAUAGCAAACAAGCUCAGUUCCUGGCGUUGGCUGUAGUAUACUUUAUCUCUGUCCUCAUGGUGUCCAAGUACAGAGACAUUCUGGAACCACAAAAUGAAAUGCGCCAACCUCAAUGUGAUGAGUCUUUGAAAGUAUCUGGCAAUGAAAGUGGUGAUAUAACAUCAACUGAUUUAGAAUCCAUAACACCUGGAGCAACGAUGGAAGACUCUGCAGGUGUGGCAUCUGUCCGAAGGAAGAAUUCUGAUAGUGGGGAAGAAUCAACUUCAACUGUAGAAAGUAAUGUGGCUGUAGCUGUUCCUUCAGGGCCUCAAUGUGUUAGUGCGGGUCCUGAUGCCAUCAGUGAAGUGCUGUGCACACUCUCUUUAGAAGUGAAUAAAUCUCAGGAUGCCAGAAAUGAUGGAGCCAGUGAGUUAGAUACCAAGACUGUACCACCUGUACCAACUGCAAAAAAUGUUAAUGUGAAAGAUAUUCUGAGAAGUUUGGUUAACAUGCCAGCCGAUGGAGUCACUGUGGAUCCUGCCUUUCUUCCACCAGCCUGCCUUGGUACUCUUAGUGAUCUUUCUGCUGAGCAACCUGUGCAGUUUCAAUCCUUUGACAGGAGUGUCAUUGUUGCAACAAAAAAACCCAUUAUUUCACCUUCUGCUACUACAAAUGUGCAUACCAAUGCUGUUAGUGUGGUUUCUUCAGUUGACUCUAAUCCGGCAUCAGAGUUCGUGGGAGCAUCUCCUGGUAGAGGAUCAUCUAAUGCAAAAUUACCUGCUGUCCCAGUAGUUUCUUCAGUUCCAGAAGACUCUGUUUCAAAUAUGAGUAUUACAGAGAGACUUGAACAUGCUCUGGAAAAGGCUGCUCCUCUUCUUCGAGAAAUUUUUGUGGAUUUUGCUCCUUUUCUUUCUCGUACACUUUUGGGUAGCCAUGGACAAGAGUUGCUUAUAGAAGGAACAAGUCUGGUUUGCAUGAAGUCUAGUAGCUCAGUUGUGGAAUUGGUCAUGCUCCUCUGUUCUCAGGAAUGGCAAAACUCUAUCCAGAAGAAUGCAGGCCUUGCUUUUAUUGAACUUGUCAAUGAAGGAAGGUUGUUGAGCCAAACCAUGAAGGAUCACCUAGUAAGAGUUGCAAAUGAAGCUGAAUUCAUUCUGAGCAGACAGAGAGCAGAGGAUAUUCAUAGGCAUGCAGAAUUUGAGUCAUUGUGUGCUCAGUAUUCUGCUGAUAAACGAGAAGAGGAAAAGAUGUGUGAUCACUUAAUAAGAGCAGCAAAGUAUCGUGACCAUGUGACAGCAACUCAGCUAAUCCAGAAAAUUAUCAAUAUACUGACGGAUAAGCAUGGAGCCUGGGGAAAUUCUGCACCAAGUCGUCCUCGUGAGUUCUGGCGCCUUGACUACUGGGAAGAUGACUUGCGGCGCCGGCGACGAUUUGUGCGUAACCCUCUUGGAUCGACACAUCCUGAAGCGACACUAAAAACAGCCGUGGAACACGAUUCAGAUGAAGAUAUCCUUGCUAAAGGAAAACAGUCCAUCAAGAGUCAGGCUUUAGGAAAUCAGAACUCAGAAAGUGAGAUUCUCUUGGACGGCGAUGAUGAUACCCUGUCGUCUGUGGAGGAGAAAGACUUAGAGAAUCUUACGGGUCCUGUUAGCUUGAGCACACCAGCUCAACUUGUGGCCCCUUCCGUGGUGGUGAAGGGCACUCUUUCCAUCACCUCCUCUGAACUCUAUUUUGAAGUGGAUGAAGAAGAGCCGAACUUCAAGAAAAUUGACCCCAAGAUUCUGGCAUAUACCGAAGGACUGCAUGGAAAAUGGCUGUUCACAGAAAUUCGGUCAAUAUUUUCCCGGCGAUAUCUUUUGCAGAAUACAGCACUAGAGAUCUUCAUGGCAAACAGAGUUGCUGUAAUGUUCAACUUUCCAGACUCUGCUACAGUAAAGAAAGUGGUCAAUUGUCUACCUCGUGUUGGCAUUGGAACUAGUUUUGGUUUGCCUCAAACCAGGCGUAUUUCAUUAGCAAAUCCACGUCAAAUUUUCAAAGCUUCCAGUAUGACUCAACGAUGGCAGCACCGGGAGAUUUCUAAUUUUGAAUAUUUGAUGUUUCUCAACACCGUGGCAGGACGUACCUACAAUGACUUAAAUCAGUAUCCUGUAUUCCCCUGGGUGUUAACUAACUAUGAAUCAGAAGAGCUGGAUCUUACAUUGCCAAGCAACUUCAGGGAUUUGUCCAAGCCCAUAGGAGCUCUGAAUCCCAAAAGAGCAGCAUUCUUUGCAGAGCGUUAUGAAUCAUGGGAAGAUGAUCAAGUUCCAAAGUUCCACUAUGGCACUCAUUACUCAACAGCAAGCUUUGUGCUUGCAUGGUUGUUAAGGAUGGAGCCUUUUACAACUUAUUUCCUAAAUCUGCAAGGUGGAAAAUUCGAUCAUGCAGACAGAACUUUUUCAUCUAUUUCAAGAGCAUGGCGUAAUAGUCAACGUGAUACAUCUGAUAUCAAGGAGUUGAUCCCUGAAUUUUAUUAUCUUCCCGAGAUGUUUGUCAACUUCAAUAAUUAUAGUCUUGGAGUGAUGGAUGAUGGGACAGUAGUAUCUGAUGUUGAACUUCCUCCAUGGGCCAAAAGUUCAGAAGAAUUUGUUCGCAUAAACAGACUGGCCUUAGAGAGUGAAUUUGUUUCCUGCCAGCUUCACCAGUGGAUCGAUCUCAUUUUUGGCUAUAAACAGCAAGGGCCAGAGGCAGUCCGAGCCCUUAAUGUAUUCUAUUACCUGACCUAUGAGGGAGCUGUCAAUCUGAGUUCAAUAACAGAUCCUAUAUUGAGAGAGGCUGUCGAAGCUCAAAUCCGAAGUUUUGGACAAACACCUUCUCAGCUGCUUAUAGAGCCACAUCCUCCCAGAAGUUCUGCUAUGCAGGUGUAUCUCCUCCUGCAGAGUCCAUUGAUGUUCACAGACCAAGCUCAGCAGGAUGUUAUCAUGGUCCUAAAGUUCCCAUCCAACUCCCCUGUCACUCAUGUAGCAGCCAACACCCAGCCUGGCUUGGCAACUCCUGCUGUGAUCACAGUCACCGCUAACAGGCUAUUUGCUGUGAACAAGUGGCACAACCUUCCUGCUCAUCAAGGUGCUGUACAGGACCAGCCAUACCAGCUGCCAGUGGAAAUCGAUCCUCUCAUAGCUAGCAAUACAGGAAUGCACAGGAGGCAAAUCACUGACCUUUUAGACCAGAGUAUUCAGGUCCACUCCCAGUGCUUUGUCAUCACUUCUGACAACCGCUAUAUUCUUGUCUGUGGUUUCUGGGACAAGAGUUUCCGGGUCUAUUCUACAGACACAGGAAAAUUGAUACAAGUGGUAUUUGGACAUUGGGAUGUCGUCACUUGCCUUGCCCGAUCUGAGUCAUACAUUGGAGGAAACUGUUACAUUCUCUCUGGGUCUCGAGAUGCAACACUCCUCCUCUGGUAUUGGAAUGGGAAAAACAAUGGAAUUGGAGAUAACCCAGGCAGUGAAAUGACCACUCCUCGAGUUAUUUUGACUGGCCAUGACUAUGAGAUCACUUGUGCUACAGUUUGUGCUGAACUUGGCCUAGUAAUAAGUGGUUCUAAAGAAGGACCAUGUCUCAUACAUUCUAUGAAUGGAGACUUGUUAAGGACCCUGGAGGGUCCUGAAAACUGCUUGAGACCAAAACUCAUACAGGCUUCAAGAGAAGGUCACUGUGUCAUAUACUAUGAAAAUGGCAUCUUCUGUAUAUUCAGUGUGAAUGGAAAACUCCAGGCCACUAUGGAAACGGAUGACAAUAUCAGGGCAAUCCAGCUAAGCCGAGAUGGCCAGUACUUGCUCACAGGAGGAGACAAUGGAGUUGUCAUGGUGUGGCAGGUGUGCGACCUCAAACAACUCUUUGCUUACCCAGGGUGUGAUGCUGGAAUUCGGUCCAUGGCCUUGUCUUAUGAUCAGAGGUGCAUCAUGACGGGCAUGGCAUCUGGGAGCAUAGUGCUUUUCUACAAUGACUUUAACCGAUGGCAUCAUGAAUACCAAACCCGAUACUGAAAACGAAGAUCAAAUUGAACUAGCAUUGGCGACAAGACUUCAAACAUAGAAAGCAAUGUCCUGCCGUAGCAUUGUUCUCUUCUAAAUAGCUAUCCCACCUGAAUGUAACUUAAAUUUGCUCAAACAGCAAAAUAUUUUUUAAAGUUAAUUGCUAUUUUUGUAGACUUUGCUUGACUUUUUUGGGGGAAGGGCAGAGAAGCAGAAAACUGGCUGCUGGGUUCUCUAGUUACAAAAUCUAUAUUUUUAGUCAUAAUUAGAAGUCUAUUUUCACCCAUUAUAGAAAGAAAACUACGAUAAAGUGAGUUAAGCCACUAUCAUAGACUAUAUUAUGAAGAAACACAUUUCCCCAUUUUAAAGCUUUAUCUGUAAUCUUGAAAAAUAUGAUUUUAACAAUGGGGAAAUGGGUUAUAAUGCUGGGGUGUGGGGAUUUUAAUCUGUGCUACCUGUACCAGACUUUGUGUCUUGUUAUUUUCCAAAUAAUUGUAUUUCUUGAGCACUGAAGUUUCUGGAAUUUAAAUAGUAAUGUUUAAAUUAUGAUGACUGUAAUUUAAAAUUUGAUGAUGAAUCAUUCCCCUUGAUGUUCAAGCAUGUUUCUAGGCCUAGGCAAUUAGGUUUUGGGGGGGUGGCUUUUCAAAGCUUUUGUUUUGCUGUGUGGUCAAGAGCAGGAAAUCAGCUCUGACUAGGGUCAUUGUUGGAUAUGUAGCAGGUGUGGCAUACUUCUCAUUUUUACCUGAAAUCUUUUAGAGCACACCAAACUGGGAAGAUGGAAAUUUCCAUAGGCUAGCAAUCUCUUCUACUUUGGAAUUAAAUGCAGGUACCAAAGCACUUCUGCUGUUUUGACCGUGAAAGCACUGAGGCUGACCAGGGGUCCAAGCCUCUUCCUCUUCCCUGUGCAGAAGCUCCAGGUUUGCAAGCUGCUUUUCUAUCCCCUCCUCCCCAUGUUUUAGAACAGAAGCCUCUCCAUAAUUAUAGAGCGCAGAGUGAUCUGCUCAUGUGCUGCACUUGGCAACACACUUUUUACUUCCUAUUUGCAUCCAGUUCAACUAUGUCAUUAAAUUUUCUCUACAUCCCCUUAGGAAAUGAACCGUGAUUUAUACUAAGGAAUAAUAAGUUAUUUUGGUGUUGCAUAAUUGAUUCUACUUUUCUACCAGAUUGCUGUGCAGAAUUCUGUGAACAUAUUUGUGAAAAGGACUGUAUCGUUUUGUAAGUCUGUAUUGCAUAAAUAAUUUCUUUGUAUGUGGUGAUCUUUGAGUGGAAACUGACAUUCCAUAUCUAUUUCUCUUGCCUACUGAAGUAGGUCUCAUUUUUCUAAACAUUCAGCUAUUCUCUAAAGCAAAGAUUUGGAAUGAGAAAACAAUUUGAGUGAAGAACUGAAUAAAAUAGAAUUUGUAAUUGAAA